Molecule: messenger RNA, 509 nt
Organism: Diceros bicornis minor
Lineage: Eukaryota; Metazoa; Chordata; Mammalia; Perissodactyla; Rhinocerotidae
Gene: PI3
Product: peptidase inhibitor 3
Exons: 3
Coding region: 26-343 (105 amino acids)
Biological process (GO): innate immune response; antibacterial humoral response
Cellular component (GO): extracellular region
Molecular function (GO): peptidase inhibitor activity
Source: RefSeq, a predicted model, not a curated record
CUUAGCCAUACGCCUUCCUGACAACAUGAGGUCCGGCAGCUUCUUGGUCCUGGUGGUGUUCCUUGUCCUUGGGACAUUGGCAACACAGGCAGCCGUCACAGGAGUUCCUCCUAAAGGUCAAGGCACUGACAAAGGUGAUGUUCUGAUCAAAAGACAAGAUCCAGUCAAAGCCCAAAGUCUACUCAGAGGUCCCAUCACCACUAAGCCUGGCGUCUGCCCCAGGAUUCUGAUCCGGUGCGCCAUGUUGAAUCCACCUAACCGCUGUUGGAGCGACGCUGGCUGCCCAGGGGCCAAGAAGUGCUGUGAGGGCUACUGUGGGCGGGCCUGUUUGGAUCCCCAGUGAGGUGGAGCCUGUCCUUGCUGCACCUGCGAAGCACUCAGGGCUGCAGGCCCUGGUCCCUGUAGCACUACCCUCUCCCACACUGCCCAUUUUUCCUCUCGUUCAGGAAGCCCAAGCCUGGGGCUGCCUCUCUCAUUGACUUUCCAAUAAAAGACCGCUUUGUGCUCCA